AUGGAACCAAUCCAGUUCUCCAUGCCCUUGCCCAACGCACCAGGUAGUCGCAUCCACACACACCUGACCAUUCUCGCAACCUCCGUCCUCCUCUUCUGCACCAGUACUACGGCCGAAUUCUCCACCCCGCCUGUUCCCUCGCUUGGAAGCUUCGUCUAUGCUAUGCCUGAUCGCUACAACCCCUCGACACCUCUAAGCACGCCCUUGUAUACACUCCCUUCGAGCUUGGACUUUGCAGACCGUCUGGCCAAAACGUUGGCUAGAAGGACGAAUAUGCCUGUGCAGGUAGGCAGCUCGGUCAACUUCUCAUCCGCUGGCAACGGUGGAAGUGUAGAAGAGGAGAUGGAAGCUUUCAGGCAGCUGGUGACUGUUGUGCUGAGUGAGGUUGAGAAAGCAAGGGCUGGAUGA
Aureobasidium pullulans EXF-150 is the source of this 408-nucleotide messenger RNA. RefSeq lists its product as uncharacterized. The record is from RefSeq and is a predicted model, not a curated record. The transcript has 2 exons. Lineage: Eukaryota; Fungi; Ascomycota; Dothideomycetes; Dothideales; Saccotheciaceae. Gene Ontology annotation, biological process: proteasome assembly. The coding region runs from base 1 to 408 and encodes 135 amino acids.